AUGGCGCCGGACAUAGAGGCUCAAACUAAUAAGAAGAACACAGACACGGAAUCCCCAGGCAUCUUUAUGAAAGCCAAUCGGCCUGUUACGUUGAAGUUUGAGGACGUUGUUUACAAGAUCAAGACUAAGAAAAGGGUAUUGCUUGACAGAAAAGCAAAGUCUGAGGAGAAAGUGAUCUUGAAUCGAAUCACAGGCGUGGUUGAACCGGGGGAAGUGUUGGCCAUGCUAGGCCCAUCAGGCAGCGGCAAAACCACACUGCUGACCGCGCUGGGAGGCCGCCUUGGCGGGUGGCUCGGCGGAAGAAUAACCUACAAUGGCAGGCCGUUUUCGAACGCGAUGAAGCGAAACACGGGUUUUGUUAGCCAAGACGAUCUGCUCCACCCCCACUUGACGGUGACCGAAACUCUAGUAUUCACUUCUCUUCUCCGAUUGCCGAAUAGUUUCACGAAAGAAGAGAAAGUGGAGCAUGCCGAAGCUGUGAUAACUCAACUUGGGCUAACAAAGUGCAAGAAUAGCAUCAUUGGAGGAAGCUUCCUGAGGGGGGUUUCUGGGGGGGAGAGAAAGAGGGUUAGUAUUGGACAAGAAAUGCUCAUAAAUCCUAGCCUGCUGUUUUUGGACGAGCCCACAUCGGGUCUUGACUCGACGACUGCUCAGAGAAUUGUGUCUACAUUGUGGGAGUUAGCAAAUGGAGGAAGAACAGUUGUUAUGACGAUACACCAGCCUUCAAGCAGGCUGUUUUACAUGUUUCAUAAGGUUUUACUGCUAUCUGAAGGCAACCCUUUGUAUUUUGGGAAAGGAUCAGGAGCCAUGGAGUACUUUUCAAGUGUCGGAUAUUCCCCGUUGGUUGCCAUGAAUCCUGCAGAUUUUCUCUUAGAUCUUGCAAAUGGUGAGUCAUCGGAUGAUCAUAAGCAUGAGGAUCAAAUCCUGGUUAAGCAGACUUUAGUAUCCGCCUACAAAUGCAAUCUUGCUGACAAAUUGAAGGCCGAGCUUCAAGAGAUUAACAGCAAUCAAUUUCAAGAUGGAUGUGAGGAUAAGCAAUUUGGGAGAUGGUCCACAACUUGGUGGCAGCAAUUCUCUGUGUUGUUUAAAAGAGGGGUCAAAGAAAGAAGACACGAGUCAUUCUCUGGCCUCAAGAUAGGUGAGGUUCUGGUGGUGGCAUUUCUUGCGGGACUACUAUGGUGGCAAUCUGAUGCUUCCCACCUUCAAGAUCAGAUUGGGCUGCUUUUCUUCCUAACAGGAUUUUGGGGCUUCUUCGCUCUGUUUGAAGCUAUUUUCACCUUCCCCGAGGAGCGUAUGAUGCUCAAUAAGGAACGAUCUUCAGGCAUGUACAGGCUCUCAUCAUACUUCUUAUCAAGGAGCGUUGUUGACCUCCCCAUGGAGCUUAUCCUUCCCACCGUUUUUGUCAUCAUUACCUACUGGAUGGCAGGCCUGAAGCCGACGGCCGGCCACUUUCUUCACACCUUGUUUGUCCUCCUAUACAGCGUGCUGGUUUCACAAGGCUUAGGUCUUGCCAUUGGCGCUAUGGUAAUGGAUCAAAAAUCUGCCACCACGCUUGGAACAGUCAUCAUGUUGACAUUUCUUCUCGCCGGUGGAUUCUACGUUCAACAUGUUCCUCCCUUCAUAGCAUGGAUCAAAUACAUCUCUCUUAGCCAGUACGCUUACAAGCUCUUGAUAGGUUCUCAAUACAAGCCGGACGACACGUAUCCCUGUGCCGGUGCCGGCGGCCUUUGUUUGAUUGGGGAGUAUCCAGCUAUAAAGCAAGUGGGGCUCGAUGGGCAAGCCAUCGGAGUUGUUGCUUUGGCUAUAAUGCUCGUGGGUUACCGGCUCAUCGCUUAUAUUGCCCUCAUGAGGAUUGGCGUGACAAAGAAAGUAUCGUAG
This is a messenger RNA of Alnus glutinosa, 1878 nucleotides long. RefSeq names its product ABC transporter G family member 9. NCBI's taxonomy places the organism in Eukaryota, Viridiplantae, Streptophyta, Magnoliopsida, Fagales, Betulaceae. The record is from RefSeq and is a predicted model, not a curated record. The transcript has 4 exons. Gene Ontology annotation, molecular function: ATP hydrolysis activity; ABC-type transporter activity; ATP binding. Bases 1 to 1878 code for a protein of 625 amino acids. Gene Ontology annotation, cellular component: membrane.